AUAUAAAAAAAUAUAUCAAGCUAAUUUUUUAUUUUGUUUCAUUCCCGAUAAAAUCGUUGUUGUUUGUUUUCUUUUGCGCUAUAGAUAAAGAGCAUCCGCAGCAUUCCCUUAUCUAUAUAGAUAUAUCCACGCACACAUAUGUAUAUGUAUGUGUCGGUGUGUGCAUUCGUGUCUCUAUGUGUGUGUGUGUGUGUGCGUGCGUCCAUAGCUAUCCCCUGUGAAUUCCAUCCAUCCAAUCUACACACAUAUGGUUCUAUAUAUACAUAAUAUAUAUAUAUCUCUCAAUCUGAAUGAUUGUAACCAAAUACAACAACAACAACAACAACAAUAACAACGACAACUAAUUAAUGCCACACUUUUGUAUGUGUCUAUCGAACAACUGAAACGAUAAUCAAUCGAUAUCGAUAACAACAAUUUGCAUCAACAAAUCAAUAAUCGACUCGUUACAAAAUGGCGGACAUCAUGCGUCCGCCGUUCAGCGACAUUAAGCGGCCCGACGAAAUCGUCAGAAUGACAACCGCCGAUAAUCUGAAAUUUGCCGUCCUCAUCGGCCUCAUCGAGGUGGGCCAGGUGACCAAUCGGGAGGUGGUCAACACUGUUUUACAUUUGGUGAGUAGACGUAUGCGUAUUUGGCAUUUUCAAAUCCCAAACAUCAGGCUGAUGUGCACAUGUUUCUCCCCAAAUAUCCGUAUGUAUAUAUAUAUAUAUGUGUCUAUAGUGGGUAAGUAGUCAAACAGGGCUGGAAUGAGCAUUAAACUCAUCCAAUAAAACACACACACACACACGUGUGUUCAUACACCUGUGCACCAGCAGUCACAUUGACAGCCCAUCGAUUUUGCAGUCAAAGUCGGAAGUUAAAGUUUGAAUGCGAUACUUCUUGCUCUCGCCUCGAUGGCUUUGCGCUAAGUUCUGCGUUUGCCGGUCGCGUUCCAUUUGUCAAUGUGGAGCACGUACUCAAUCUUCUGGCUUGUCAAACUUCCCAAUGUUUGCGGCCAAAAUAUCAAAAAGAAAGCACAAAAAUAUAUACAUAUAUAUAUGUAUAUGUAUAAAUAAAUAGGAAUUUCGUUUGAUGUUUCCCUCACAUUGUGGGCGGCUGCAAUUGGAUAUGUGGCUGGUGCUUCUCCUGCUGCUCCUGCUGCUGCUGUCAGUGACGGCUUCUGGGUUUAGCAAAUGUCAGCUUGUCUUGUAUAUUGAUAUACAAGUAUGUUAUAUACAUUUGUAUACACACACAGACACACACACAGCCACUCACGCACUCUCACGCAUCAUACCAUAUCUAGCUACUUAGCAAAAUAGAUUCGAAUUGCGCUGCUGUGCAACACGUGCUGCUGCUAGAACAUGACGAACAGCAGUGAUGAUGUAGGGUUAUCGAUUGGUUAUCGAUAGCCAUUGGCUGUCAUAAUAUUGGACAGCUUUCAUAAGCUAUGACAGAGUUGAAUUCAAAUCGAAGCAAAGUAGAGGCAACAUUGCCUAGCUCUACAUUUUAUCAGCAGCAUUUACCAUGAGGUAGCCAAUUGUAAAGUUGAUGGUAAUAUAGCAAACUCUUAGCCAGCUUGGCUUGAGGUAGGGAACUGUAAAUAUAUAGAACAGUUUAAUAGAGUAGGAAUAAAUGUCGAUAAAUACAAACAUUCGUUAGGCAAAACAAACUCAAUUUUCAAGCUACAAGCCGGAUUUAACAUGAGGUAUGGUAAACUAAAUGUUAAAUAAAAUAGUACAUUAAAAUACGGAUUCUGUUCCAUAACAUCAAUCAAACUUUAAGAAUAAAUCCAUCUAGCUACUACCUUCAAAUGGCUUGUAAAUUUUACCAGUUGCAUUUACCAUGAAGUAAUUAGACUUGAUUGAUUGUAUAUAUUAAGAGCAGCAUUCCGAUUGAGGUAGCGUAUUGUAAACUAAAGGCUAAAAUACUAAAGACUAAAAUUAUAUGCCAAGUGCUGGAAAGUUCCGGCAGUGUUAAUAAAAAUACUGUUCGUGUCACGAGCACUGCGGAAAUAGUAUUAAAUUCAUAUGAUUCUAUUAGUAAAACAAACAAAAGCAAAAGCAAAAGCACAUGCACAUGCACACACACACACUCAUAUACAGAUAUAUAUUUAUAUGUAUGUAUGUAUGUAUGUAUGUAUUAAGUAUUGUGUAUACAUAUCCAGCCACUCACGUAGCUCUUGAGCUCUUACUCAGCAUCGUUUGCUCGACUCUCUGUGCCAUAACGAAAUUACGAAGUUCCUAACUAAACAAGUUGCCAAUACAUAAUAAUGCACACAAUCCACAGCCAACAAUGGGUCUGACAGGGCUGUGCUUGUGGGCGGGACGGGGCAGGGGGCGGUGUGGUACGGUUACGGCCAUAUGGGAUAGCUGCAGCGUAAGCCAGGAGGAGUUUUUUUAUUCGCAGCUGGACAAAAGAGACGUCAGUCGUUUCAUUUGACUGAUGUGCAUGGUCACUAGUUGUAUGCCUCUCUCUCACUCUUCUUCUCCCUCUCUCUCUCUCUCUCACGCACACACACACUGUGCAAACAGGUCUGGUACCCUAUGGCAUUUGCAAUGCUUUUUACAGCCGAGUUGCUCUAAUAAUUCAAAUACACAAUAAAUAAACGUGCAUUGGUCUGCAACAACUCUAAAUGGAAUAUCAAGCACUUAGGCCCAGUAGGUCCUGAGUCGAUUGCAAAUCGAAUGCGAAUGCAAAUGCGAUUGCGAAUGCAAAUGCGAGUGCGAAUGCAAAUGCCAAAGGAAAUUCGUUAAAAACGAACGAGCAUAGGUCAGAGCACUACGAAGCUCAAUGCGAGCAGUUUUCGAAACACUCAUCAAGUACUUGAGAGUGCGAAUUGAUGCGUAAUUAGAAAUGAGCUCGCAUAGAGCCAAUAUACUCACUCGAUACUCAUUCUAUACCCAUUCAAUAAAUUGAACUUUUCAAAAAACACACUCAUUAAAAAUUGGAAGUAUAUUAACUUUGAUUGAGAUCAAUAUUGAAUAAGUGCUGUAUAAACACACCCAUGGUCAUACAAAUAGUAGCAGAAAACAAUUAAAAAUUGAAAAAAAAAAAAA
This is a messenger RNA of Drosophila mojavensis, 3033 nucleotides long. RefSeq names its product neurobeachin. The transcript is spliced from 2 exons. Bases 451 to 729 code for a protein of 92 amino acids. The record is from RefSeq and is a predicted model, not a curated record. NCBI's taxonomy places the organism in Eukaryota, Metazoa, Arthropoda, Insecta, Diptera, Drosophilidae.